CAGACUUUCUCUCUCUACUUCGUAGCUUUCUUUCUCUUUCCCUCUCUCAUCAUCGUUGAUUGUGUUCUUGAUUCCGCCAACAGCCCCUUUUCUGUAUCGUUUUUGUGUCAGACCCACUUCGAUUUUCCCUCUCUUCCCAUCUUUUUUUUCCCCUUUCUUUUCCUUUCCCACCAAGCAAUCCUUCAUGUUCUCUGUUUCUCAACCCUGUUUCAGAGCUUUCUAGGGUUCUAUCCCGAUCAGAAUCUUACCCGUAAAUGCCUCCGACCACAGUUGGACCACCCAUUACGCCGCCGCCGUCCACCUCUUCUUCCCAAGCCCUUCUCGACCUCAUCAUUCAGAUUGUUUCGUUACUACUACUUUCUUCCCUCAAUGUCCGGUCCUUCGUUGGGCGGUGGCAGGUCCUCCAUUCGAAGCUCGCUAUUCUUCACUCUGCUCUAAUCGAAAUCUUGGAUUCCUCUCACUGGUCGGAGAACCCACUUGUUCAUACCAUUCUCCCGUCUCUACUUUCUACCCUUCAGCGGCUUAAGUCUUUGUCCGACCAAUGCUCCGACCCUGCCUUCUCUGGCGGAAAGCUUCAUAUGCAGAGUGAUUUGGAUAUGGCGUCUGCUUCUCUCUCUAGUCAACUCAACGACCUCGAUUUGUUGCUUAGAUCUGGGGUUCUUUAUCAAUCAAACGCGUUAGUUCUCUCUCAGCCGGUUCCGGGUUCGAAUAAGGAUGAUACCGAGUUUUUCAUUAGGGAUCUGUUUACGCGAUUGCAAAUCGGAGGGAUGGAGUUCAAGAAGAAGGCUUUGGAGUCUCUUGUUCAGCUUCUGAACCAGGAUGAGAAGUCCGCUGGGUUGGUUGCCAAAGAGGGAAAUGUUGGGUAUUUAGUACAUUUGCUUGAUUUCAACGCUCAACCUUCUGUGCGAGAGCUUGCUGCUUCAGCGAUUUCAGUUCUCUCUACGGCCAGCGAUGAAUCGAGAAAAAGAGUGUUUGAAGAAGGAGGAUUAGGCCCAUUGCUGAGGAUUCUUGAAACAGGAUCGAUGCAUCUGAAGGAAAAGGCCGCCGCCGCAGUCGAAGCCAUCACCAUCGACUCUGAAAACGCUUGGGCUGUUUCCGCUUACGGAGGUAUAUCGGUAUUAAUCGAUGCCUGCCGCUCAGGUACCCCUUCUCUGCAAGCUUCGGCGGUCGGUGCGAUUAGGAAUGUCACGGCGGUGGAAGAUAUCAAAGCCUCUCUCGUCGAGGAAGGAGUGAUUCCAGUCUUGUUACAGUUGCUAGUUUCGAGCACAACGGCGUCGCAGGAGAAGGCAGCAAUGUCCACGGCAGUAUUAGCCUCCUCCGGUGAGUAUUUCCGAUCACUGAUAAUUCAAGAACGAGGUUUACAAAGAUUAUUGCACUUGAUCCACGAUUCAGCGAGUCCAGAUACGAUCGAAAGCGCGUUGCGAGCCCUAAGUUCCCUCGCGGUUUCCGAUUCCGUCGCUCGUAUUCUAUCAUCUUCUACAUUAUUUGUAAUGAAACUCGGCGAAUUAGUGAAACACGGAAACCUAGUACUGCAGCAAAUCGCAGCCUCUCUUGUUUCCAAUUUAUCAAUUAGCGAUGGGAACAAGAGAGCCAUUGGGAGUUGUAUGGGUUCCUUAGUGAAGUUAAUGGAAAUGCCGAAGCCAGCCGGAGUUCAGGAGGUGGCAGUGCGAGCCCUAGCAUCUCUAUUGACCGUUCGAUCAAAUCGAAAAGAAUUAAUGAAGGACGAGAAGAGCGUAAUGAGAUUAAUGCAAAUGCUCGAUCCAAAAAACGAGGUCGUCGGCAAGUCUUUCCCCAUAGCCAUUGUUACAGCUGUUCUCGCCGGUGGAAGCAAAGGUUGCCGGAAGAGACUGUUGGAGGCCGGGGCCUACCAGCAUCUGCAGAAUCUGGCCGAUAUGAACGUUGCCGGAGCUAAAAAGGCCCUACAGCGGCUGAACGGCAACCGGCUGAGGAGCAUCUUCAACAGGACAUGGAGGGAAUAAACGGAAAAGAAACUAACCCCCGCCGUGAAAGGGCAUCUAAAGGAGUUCGUUUGGAUUUUUCUAACUGCUGAAGACAGAGAGAAAAAAAAAAAAAGGUUACAACAACAAUACAUGACCAACCCAUUCGUAUGCUCAACAACUAUUUUCUCCUAUUAGUAUAUUAUCUUUUUUUAAUAUAUAUAUAAUAUAUAUAUUUUUACCUUUUUUCUCGGGGGGUAAGGUUUAGAAGGGAAAAAAAGUAAGGAAAAAAAUGGAAGAAAGAAGCAUGGAUGCAGGUUUUAGGGAGUAUCCUGGUAUGCUUUUUUUUUUUUUCUCUUAUAAUAUCAAUUUAAUUUCACUGAUUAAGAUGUAAGUGAGGUGUCUUAUGGCCAUUAUUGUCAUUUUGUUUGUUUGUGUAAAUUUCAAGUGAGUUUCUUCAUUUUCAUUAUUUAUUCAAAAAAGAAAAGGAAGAAAAUUAUGUAACGAAGAAGUUUAUGAAAAAGAGUGGAAGGUGGUUUUUUUUUUU
Cucumis melo (muskmelon) is the source of this 2484-nucleotide messenger RNA. RefSeq lists its product as uncharacterized. The transcript has 2 exons. NCBI's taxonomy places the organism in Eukaryota, Viridiplantae, Streptophyta, Magnoliopsida, Cucurbitales, Cucurbitaceae. The coding region runs from base 255 to 1979 and encodes 574 amino acids. Gene Ontology annotation, molecular function: protein binding. The record is from RefSeq and is a predicted model, not a curated record.